This is a messenger RNA of Chaetomium fimeti, 1908 nucleotides long. RefSeq lists its product as uncharacterized. The transcript has 4 exons. The coding region runs from base 1 to 1908 and encodes 635 amino acids. NCBI's taxonomy places the organism in Eukaryota, Fungi, Ascomycota, Sordariomycetes, Sordariales, Chaetomiaceae. Gene Ontology annotation, biological process: endoplasmic reticulum to Golgi vesicle-mediated transport; Golgi organization. The record is from RefSeq and is a predicted model, not a curated record. Gene Ontology annotation, cellular component: Golgi apparatus. Gene Ontology annotation, molecular function: small GTPase binding.
AUGUCGUCUUCGGCCGCGCCAACCAACGCUGUCCAAUCAGCAGCCCAAGGCCCCGCCGCCCCCUCCAACAACAACAAGAAGAAGGCAAAUAAAAGGAAGAAGGGCAACAAGGGCAACGCCCCGGUCGGCAACACUACCACUACCACCACCACCACCACGCCGAGCACGCCGAGCACGCAGAACACGCAGAACUCCCCUGCACCCGAGCCAAACGCACCAGAGCCAAACACAGCCGGACAGAAGGAUGGCGUUGAGAGCGCACCGGUCGACGAAGUGUCAGAAGAGCUAGAGACUCUCGGUUUGAAUACCUCCAACCCGCCACCAGAACCGCACGCUGCGGUAGACCGGCCGGGGACAGAACCGAGUACCUCAGAGGAAGAAGGAGAGGCGGGAACAGCGACGUCUGAACCGACUGAGAACACCGAAGACGAUUCGAGACGUGCGGCUAACGGCCAUGCUCGCGCAAACGGGCAUUCACCAACCGGGUCAAUAUCAGGGGCGCAAGACGCCAAGUUAGAAGCCAUGUCAGAAGACCACGACGCUCUGCGGCUCGAGGUCGAGCAGCUGCGGAAGCAGGUCGAAAGCACACAAGAAUCGCAUUCCCAAGAAACCGCACAACUACGGGCCGACUUGGAGGACGCCGAGGCCGCCAAGGAGUACGCCGAAACCCAGUACCAAACACUCUUAAAUCGCGUCGAGAAAAUCAAGGAGACGCUGGGCGACCGCCUGAAGCGUGACAAGGCUGAGCUAGAGGAUACCAAGGACCGUGUCGAUGAGCUUGAGAGGCAAAACGAUGAGCUACAAAGGACAGUGGCCGAGCGCGAGGAGGAAGCAGGCCGCCUGAGGGAUGAAGCGCAGGAGCAAGGACGCGAGCUGGCCGGCUUGCGCAGCAGGAGCAACCUGUCGCAACAAAAUUGGCUCAAGGAGAAGGACGACAUUGUACGGCAAAUGCAGAACCUCAAGGGCGAGCUCGAGUCCACAACCGCCGCCAUGGGCGAGUGGGAAGUCAUUGCCAUGGAGGAGCGCUCCCUACGCGAGAGCCUAUCCGACAAGGUAUCCGACCUGGAAGAGCAGGUCGCUACCGCGCGUGAGGCGCACGAACGAGCCGAAUCGGACCGGGAUUCGCAAUCACAGGCUGUCGGGCGUCUCCAGCGUGCACUCCAGGAGCUCCAAGACACGCGGAAGAGGGAGCUACGCGAGAUGGUUGAGUCCACAGAGGAGCAGGUGCAAGCGCUCAAGAAGAUUUCCCAAGAGGCCGAUACACGAGCCGUCGAAGCCGAAUCGGCCAAGGAGACGCUAUCAAAGGAACUCGAGCGGACGGCGCCGUUCGAAAAGGAGGUCAAGGAAAAGAACCUACUAAUCGGCAAGCUACGGCACGAGGCGAUCGUACUAAACGACCACCUCACGAAGGCACUCAAAUACAUCAAAAAGACCAAACCAGAAGAAACAAUCGACAAACAACUCGUAACAAACCACUUCCUCCAAUUCCUCACCCUCGACCGCUCCGACCCCAAGAAAUUCCAAAUCCUCCAAGUCAUGGCCAACCUCCUCAGCUGGAACGACGACCAGCGCGAAAAGGCCGGCCUAGCCCGACCCGGCGGCGGCGGUGGCGGCACGGCGUUGGGGGGAAGCGGCAACACGCUGCGCCUGCCGGCGUCGCCCUUCCACCGCACCCCGAGCUCGCCCGCCCUCAGCACCGAGUUCCUCUCCGACGCCGCGACCUCGGGCAGCGGCAGCGGCGGGGCGCGGGAGUCGCUCGCUGAUCUGUGGGCGAGUUUUCUGGAGCAGAGCGUUGAUGAGGCGACUGGGGGCGGUGGUGGUGGUGGUGGGACGUCGUCGCGGAAGGGUAGUGUCGCGAGUGCGAGUACGACGGGUGGGGGGCGGCCGGAUACGAGGGGGCAUAGUUGA